Electrophorus electricus (electric eel) is the source of this 4316-nucleotide messenger RNA. RefSeq names its product large tumor suppressor kinase 1 (gene lats1). NCBI's taxonomy places the organism in Eukaryota, Metazoa, Chordata, Actinopteri, Gymnotiformes, Gymnotidae. Gene Ontology annotation, molecular function: ATP binding; protein binding; protein serine/threonine kinase activity. The record is from RefSeq and is a predicted model, not a curated record. Gene Ontology annotation, biological process: G1/S transition of mitotic cell cycle; hippo signaling; regulation of organ growth.
AUCGGCCAGUGGCACUGACAGACACUAAGUACCAAGGCGACGGUGUCAAUAUAAAGGCAACAAGGUCUUGGCUGUCCGAGUUUCCAGAGACUGGUUUGCUAGGAUUUUGUUAGCUCCACCAACUGAUACUUUUUGAAAGGCGUCUGGUGUGAACAAAAUGGAUAUUCUUUAGUCAAAGACUCAUUGACAUCUGGUAUGCAGGUAAAACACGCAGUGCGUCGUUAACACCCUCCCAGUAUCGCUCUUGUUCCUCCAACCUCAUUCAACUCCUUGGCUUGCAAGGUACAUGUUUUUUCAUGAAGAGAGGCGAAAAACCUGAAGGAUACAGGCAAAUGCGGCCCAAGACAUUUCCCGCAAGCAACUACAGUGGCAACAGCCAGCUGAUGUUACAAGAGAUCCGCGAGAGCCUGCGGAACCUCUCACGGCCGUCGGAUGUUCCCAAGAUGGAUUUGGGUGGGAGUAAAGGACUGCCUGAAGAUGCCCGGCAUCAAGGGCGCAGCACCAACCCUAAAAACCCCUACCACAAAGCCCUACAGGAGAUCCGCAAAUCACUGAUGCCAUUUGCUAAUGAACCAGCAUCAACUGGCCGCACAUCUGAGGUCAACCUUCAAAUGUUACAAGACCUGGUGGCUGCUGGUUUUGAAGAGGAGAUGGUGAUUUGUGCUCUGAAGCACACCAACAGUCGCAGUGUCGGGGCAGCUAUAGAGUAUAUCAGUAAGAUGAGCUACCAGGACCCAGUGUGGGAGCAAAUGGCAGCUGCAGCAGUGCGCCCAACCAGUGCGGCCAUCAAAUCAGCCGGCCCCACCCACAUCCAGCAGCCUGUGCUGCGGCGGCUGAGCUGGAAGGGCUCCAAGGAGUCCCUGGCUCCACAACGGCAUGGACCCCUCAUGGCCGACGGCCUCAUGUACCGCUCCAGCAGCCCCAGCCCCCAGUCCGAGCUGCCCCGGAAUUCUGUCUUCCCCCAGAGCCACGUGGCAGGGGUCGGUGCCCAGCGGGUGAACCCCCCACUCCCGCCUCAAGUGCGAAGUGUCACACCUCCCCCCUCUUCCUGGGACUCAAACCCCUCCACUAAGCGAUACUCUGGGAACAUGGACUACCUUGUUCCCCGCAUAUCACCUGUACCCCAGGGUCAGUGGGCCGAUAACUACGUGGCUGCUCCGGCCCAGGCUCAGCGUGGACUCAGCCCGGUGCCCAUGGGCCGCCAGCCCAUCAUCAUGCCUUCAUCUGGGGGGAAUAAGUUCAGCUUUCCCCCCUCCUGGCCCCAGAAUGGCUCUGCACAGGCUGAGUAUAUGAGCAUGGCUGCCAGUGGUAGCAGGCAACCCCCUCCUCCAUAUCCACUGAGCCAGACGAGCAGGCACAGUCCCACGGCCCAGCAGAUGCAGGCAGCCAGCCCUGCACCCUCCCCGCCCUACUGCAAUGGAGCCAGCCUGCCGCCAUCCAUGCUGGCGCCUGGCCGCAACAGCCACAACCUGGACAUGUACAACUUGGGCGCCCUGUCCCAGCCCAGGCCUCCGGCACAGCCAACACAGCCCUCCCUUGGAAACGGCAGCAAUCAAGAGCUGCCUCCCCACUCGUGGCCCCACAACAUCCCAGCACGCUCCAACUCCUUCACUAACGCUGCGACAGGGGGACGCCCAUGCGCACCAGCACCCAGCUCCCAGCCCUCUGCCACCACCGUCACCGCCAUCACCCAGGCACCCAUUCUGCAGCCGGUGAAGAGCAUGCGCGUGCAGAAGCCCGAGCUGCAUACAGCCGUGGCCCCAACACACCCGCCCUGGCUGCAACAGCAGCAACCACCUCCUCCGUCUGCCUACCAGGACGCCCCAGGGCUUGGUCUCACCUCUUCCCAGAUGCCAGCUGUCUCUGAGGUACCCAGCUACCAGGGCCCGCCACCACCCUACCCCAAGCACCUCCUUCCGCCGCAGCAGCAACAAGCACCUGCUCCCUGCCCAGUUUACGAUCCCAACCCCAGCAGUAGGUUCAGCACGGGCAAGGAGGAAGAAGGUGAAGACGAUGCAGCAGACGACACCAGCACGUGUUCCAGUGAGCGCAUGGACAUCUCUGAGACGGCAGGUCCGGCAGCGAUGGUAGCUGGUGUGGAACGGGAGCGUGACAAGAAGCAGAUUUCAACAUCGCCUGUGCCUGUGAGGCGGAACAAGCGGGAUGAGGAGCGGCGGGGGGAGGGCCGCGUGCAGCUCUACUCACCACAGGCCUUCAAGUUCUUCAUGGAACAGCACGUGGAGAACAUCCUGAAGAACCACCAGCAGCGGAUACGGCGCAAGAAACAGCUGGAGAGCGAGAUGCAGCGGGUGGGCCUGUCCGAGGACGCCCAGGAGCAGAUGCGCAUGAUGCUCUCCCAGAAGGAGUCUAACUACAUCCGGCUGAAGCGUGCCAAGAUGGACAAGUCCAUGUUCGAAAAGAUCAAGACGCUGGGUGUGGGCGCGUUCGGCGAGGUGUGCCUGGCGCGGAAGGUGGACACAGGCGCACUCUACGCCAUGAAAACGCUUCGCAAGAAGGACGUGCUACUCCGCAACCAGGUGGCACACGUGAAGGCAGAGCGGGACAUCCUGGCCGAGGCAGACAAUGAGUGGGUGGUCCGCCUUUACUACUCGUUUCAGGACAAGGAGAACCUGUACUUUGUGAUGGACUACAUCCCCGGUGGUGACAUGAUGAGCUUGCUCAUCCGGCUGGGCGUGUUCAGCGAGGAGCUAACGCAGUUCUACGUCGCCGAGUUGGCGUGCGCCGUGGAGAGCGUGCACAAGAUGGGCUUCAUCCACCGCGAUAUCAAGCCCGACAACAUCCUGAUUGACCGCGAUGGCCACAUCAAGCUGACCGACUUCGGCCUGUGCACGGGCUUCCGCUGGACCCACGACUCCAAGUACUACCAGAGCGGUGAUCAUGUGAGACAGGACAGUAUGGAUUUUAGUAGGGAGUGGGAGGACCCUGCGAACUGUCGCUGCGGCGACAGGCUCAAGCCACUGGAACGGCGGGCUGCUAGGCAACACCAACGCUGCCUGGCCCACUCACUGGUGGGCACGCCCAACUACAUUGCCCCAGAGGUGCUCCUGCGCACAGGCUACACACAGCUGUGCGACUGGUGGAGUGUGGGCGUCAUUUUGUACGAGAUGCUGAUCGGCCAGCCUCCUUUCCUGGCUACCACUCCCCUGGAGACCCAGAUGAAGGUGAUAAACUGGCAGACCACAUUGCACAUCCCGGCGCAGGCCAAGUUGAGCGCGCAGGCAUCAGACCUGAUUGUGAAGCUGUGUCGUGGGCCUGAGGACCGCCUGGGAAAGAAUGGCGCCGACGAGAUAAAGGCCCACCCCUUCUUCAAAGGCGUCGACUUCUCCGUGGACCUGCGACAACAGCACCACCCGGCGCCCUACGUGCCCAAGAUCGCCCACUGCACGGACACAUCCAACUUCGACCCAGUUGACCCGGGUAAGCUGUGGAGCGAUGAUGACACAAGCCACAACGACACGCUGAGCUUCUGGUUCAAGAACGGCAAGCACCCGGAGCAUGCCUUCUACGAGUUCACCUUCCGCCGCUUCUUUGACGACAAUGGCCACCCGUACAGCUGCCCCAAGCCCAUCGAGUAUGAGGACUACAGUGAGGAGGGGGAGGAAGAGCCUGAAAUCCCCACCCAUGGAAAGGAGGUGGGACAUGGGCGGGACCUGGUCUAUGUUUAGCUUGGUUCUGCACAAAGAGGUGGGUGGGUUGGUCAGGGUGUGCGUGUGGGGGUGUGUGUGUGUGGGGGGGGUUUCAGCCGCACAUCUAUUUUGAGUCUGCUUUUACAUGACGUGGUUGUAUAUAACUUAUUCUAUUGAUUGCACUCUUAACAGUGGAGUCUGAAUGAAUGAUGCAUUCCAGCCCAUUUUAAGCCUUAAUUUAUUUAAAACAUUGUAAAAUGAGGACAUUAGUGGAAAACAUCAUUCAGCCUUCUUUACAAAUUACAUGUUAAUUUAUGAUUGAAUAGGCUUCUUUCUUGCUCUGACCUGGCCUUGAAUGGCCUGUACAGGGAUUGGUUGAAUCAUUAACUCUCUGUAUUGCUGUGCCUUUUAUUUUACACUAUUUCACCAAAAACUCGAGGGGAAGUAGCAUCUUAGCUGGUCAAUUGAACUGACAAUUAGUUUAUGCAAGAUUGGCGAUAAAUUUGUGUAAUGUAUUAUUAGCCUUCUGUGUAUUUUCUAAUUUAUAUGCUGAAAAAUGUAUUUAUAAGUUAUGGAGUGUACAUUUUUGUACUUUUUUUAUGUUUUCAUUCUUGAUUCUGUUGGUGUAGGAAAUAAACCCAAGGGCAAGCUCCCUUCCUCUUACUGUCA